AUGGCAGGUUUCGUCUUCCCUAAACCAUUACUAGUUGCAGCCACGGUGGUACUAGUAAUUGUUCCGGGAUAUUUGGGCGACGGAUCAGGGGCGCCACCUGGCUCCACUGCUGACUAUUGCGGCCUAAACGAGGCGGCCGAUCAGGCCAAUUUCCCUGGGUACGUUGAUUUUGUCCUUGAGGAUGUUGUUAAAAACACGCAGGAGCAAUACGCAGACGCUACUACCGGCGAGACGACGUACAGCUCAACUAGUCCAGUUGGUGGCGGUAGAGGUGCGGCCACCGGUAAGGCGACUUGUUACAGCGGCGUCACUGGAAAUAGCUGCGGGAAAUGUCUUUCAGAAGCGGUACAGUAUGUGAGCCCAUGUGCUCACUAUACGACCGGCUCAGCUUACUACGAUCAGCGCUGCUUCCUUCACUACUGGCAACUCUAA
Messenger RNA from Linum trigynum, 432 nucleotides. Lineage: Eukaryota; Viridiplantae; Streptophyta; Magnoliopsida; Malpighiales; Linaceae. The record is from the annotation of a GenBank genome assembly.